Erigeron canadensis is the source of this 1329-nucleotide messenger RNA. RefSeq lists its product as uncharacterized. Gene Ontology annotation, molecular function: DNA binding; transposase activity. The transcript has 4 exons. The record is from RefSeq and is a predicted model, not a curated record. NCBI's taxonomy places the organism in Eukaryota, Viridiplantae, Streptophyta, Magnoliopsida, Asterales, Asteraceae. Gene Ontology annotation, biological process: DNA transposition. Bases 1 to 1329 code for a protein of 442 amino acids.
AUGAGAGAGUUUCAAUUGCAUGUUGAUGCAGAUGUAGAGUUUAUGGGUGGGGCUGUUGGUAGACAGGAACAUGUUGAAGAUAGUAAUGAGGAUCCAGAUGUUGAUGUACUACAUAAUGAUGAGUUUGAAAGUGGUUCUGACCCAGAUGAUGAUGUGAAUAAGAUUAGGAAUAGAUUGUUGAAAAAAAUGUCUAAAGAGAAGAGGAGUGAGGAGGUUGUAAUCUCUAAAACUGGAUUUCAUUUGUCACAAACUUUUGGAACAUCCAAGGAGGUUAAGGAUAUGGUCAAGGCACAUGCAAUAGAAACUAGGAGGGAAUUAAAAAUAGCGAAAAAUGAUAAAGAGAGGGUUAGAGUAGUAUGUGAAGGCAAGAUGCCAGUGUUCAAUACUGAAGCUGGAAAUCCUGAAAUACCAUCUUCGGCUCUACAAGGUGAACUUCAAAGAAGGUUUGAGCUUGGAUUAUCCAAGAAGAAAGCACAAAGAGCUAAAAGGGCAGCACAAGGUCAACUCAGAGGAGAUUAUACUAGGCAGUACAAUAUGUUGAGAGAUUAUGUGUUGGAGUUGCAUACUUCAAAUCCUGGGUCAACAAUCAAGUUGGAGGUUGAACCACCAUUGGAUCCAGAUUCUAAUGAAAGAAUCUUUAAAAGGAUUUAUGUGUGCUUAGUUGCAUAUGCAUUAGUGGAAGCAGAGACUAAAGAUACAUGGACAUGGUUCUUGGAGUGUUUAGGUGAUGAUUUAGAUCUAGAUAAAAGGUCCAAUUACACUUUCAUGAGUGAUAGGCAGAAGGGAAUAAUUCAAGCAAUAGCAAAGGUUUUUCCAUGUGUUGAACACAGGUAUUGUUUAAAGCAUAUACAUGAAAAUAUGAAGUUGCAAUGGAGGGGAACAGCUUUCAAAAACCAUAUAUGGAAGUGUGCUAUAGCAACAACAGUCCCAGGGUUUAAUAAGUUUAUGCUGGAAUUCAAAAACUACAAUGAAGCUGCAUACAAUUGGUUGCUAAAGAUCCCACCUCAACAUUGGGCUAGGUCACAUUUUACAGGCAGGGCAAAAUCUGAUGUGUUGUUAAACAACAUGUGUGAAGUAUUGAACAGCAAAUUGGUUAAGGGUAGGGCUAUGCCUAUAAUCCAUUGCCUAGAAUUCAUUAGGGAGUACUUAAUGAUUAGGAUAGACAAUGUGCACAAGGUUAUAGCAAAGAGCAAGGGUCCAUUAACGCCAACUGCAACUAGGAUAUUUGAACUGAUUAAAACAGAGGCAGAGUCUUACAAAGCAAUAUUCAAUGGUACUGAUAAGUAUCAAGUUAGUGGUCCCUGGGAGAUCAAUGUGUUGUUGAUAUGA